UUUGUCACAUACUCUCCCCAGCGCGCUGGCUCCGAAAAAGUGCUUCUGGCCUUUCGCCCUGCAAACAUGGACAGUUUUAUCUGGAAAGGAGUUUGACACAGGGACACGACACUAUCUGUACUUUCGUAAUGUCCGAUUUCUGAGAGUUCAUUUUGUCUGACCAGAAGAAACGGAGAUUUAGGGAUAUAUUCUCUCGGUAUCUCUGAAUCGUUACAUAUUGCGGGAUAAACAUGUAAUGGUAAUUUCCGGUUGAGCCGACAUGCAGCGUUUAUCGUGAAUACAGUCUCCGCUAAAGCGGGAGCAUAAUCUUUAAAUUUCAAUCACGCUGUAAAGCUGAACUUCCGCGAUACGGAUUGAAUAGAGCCCGUUGGGACUGUGUGUGUGUGUGUGUGUGUGUGUGUGUGAGAGAGAGAGGGGGGGGGGUCCAUUUAGCUGGUGCCUGGGGUGUAAUUAGUCUAUUAGGACACAUUCAUGUAGGUCCCUCCCCGUUUCAGCAACAGAUUCGGCGUAAUGAAUAUGCCCCUGGUGAUGUCUUCGCUUCUGUUAUUUUAUUAAAACACAGAAGGUGGUCUGAUCUAUUUGAGUUAUGUAAAUCAACAGCUGGUCAUAACGCCAGUCCAGACUCAGGCCAGCGGAGAGGUAGUCUGGAGAGCUUGUACGGGAACAGGGACCACUUGUAUAACGUUUUUUUUCCUCCGUUUCAAAUGAGUGUUAAUUGACGUCUGAAAGGGAGCAGCUUUCUAAUCUAGUCUACUGAUACGGUGUGAUUGGAUUUACCGACACAGAGAGAUGACUCGUAUUAAAGAAGCGUAAAGAUGCCAUCGUGGAUUAGGCUGACGGUUCUCCUGUCUGCGCUGACAGUCCACUGCUUUCUGGACGGGACCUGUCCACGGAGAGACCCCCCUCCCAGGGUGCUGGUGUUGUCCCCAGGCAGCGUUCUGGUCUUGGCCUGUAGUGGUCAGGUGGAGGUGAACGGGCUGGAGGUGAUGGUUAACAGGGCCGAACACACCAGUGUCAUUACCGGAGUACAUCCCACCACUGUCAGCACCACAACAGACACCACAUCUAACAGAACCACUGUCAGCACCACAACAGACACCACAUCUAACAGAACCACUGUCAGUGCUAUUAAAGACGGCAGUGAUAAUGGAACUACAGUCAGUGCUAUAAAAGACAGCAGUGAUAAUGGAACUACAGUCAGUGCUAUAAAAGACAGCAGUGAUAAUGGAACUACAGUCAGUGCUAUAAAAGACAGCAGUGAUAAUGGAACUACAGUCAGUGCUAUAAAAGACAGCAGUGAUAAUGGAACUACAGUCAGUGCUAUAAAAGACAGCAGUGAUAAUGGAACUACAGUCAGUGCUAUAAAAGACAGCAGUGAUAAUGGAACUACAGUCAGUGCUAUAAAAGACAGCAGUGAUAAUGGAACUACAGUCAGUGCUAUAAAAGACAGCAGUGAUAAUGGAAUAGACACAUUUUCUACUGGAAAGGACACUAUUGUCCUUACCGUAACAGACACUCCUGUCAUAAGCUGGACAGAUGAUACCAGGACAGACCGUACGGAGAAAACCAUCAUCAGGAACACUCGUGCAGGAGACCACACCCCUCAUACUGAGAGAGAAGUUGACAAAGGGAAUGGAAAGAAUGUGGAAGUUGUAACGGAGGAGGAGCACAAAGGAGGAGGAGGAGAGCCGAGGGAUACAGGGUGGAGUCUUUACACUGUCAAUCAACCAGGACAUACAGAUACACAGAAACUAUUUCCUCUUACUGGGACAUCGCUCCAACCAACCAGAGACAGCAGAGCGGGAGGGGCUGACACUGAGCUGCCCUCUGAUCGGUGGACUGAUGCGAUGGACAGUGAGGAUGACUAUGAGGAAGAGGAGGAGGGGGGGAGGAUGGUGAGGGGGCUGAGAGGGAGGUCUCAGUGGAGACUGAACGGGAGGCCGCUGAGAGGAGGAGAGGAAAGAGGAGGAGGAGUAGUGGUGUUAGGGAGGAGAGGCGCCACUCUGACCCUGCCCUCCCUGGCGGUGGGUGACUCUGGGAACUACAGCUGCCACCGCGGGGGCAAACUGGUCUCCUCUCUGAGGGUGAGCGUGGCAGUUCCUCCAGAGAGGCCUAAGCUGUCCUGCUAUAAGAGGUCACCCAGCAGUAAGAUCCGCUGUGAUUGGACAGCCAGUCAACUGGUGACUCCUGUCCCUCAGUGCUACCUCCUCCUACGGAAAGGUCUAUCAGGGUCAUUCUCUCGUGUCAACUGUUCCUACUCCUCCCUGCUGUCUCGGUGUUGGUGUGCUAUAGGUCACCAAGAGAAGGAGAGUAGAGAGCCACACCUGGCCUACCUGUGUGUCACCAACACUGCUGGCAACACCACCAGCCCUCUCCUAGACUUCACACCUCUGGACAUUAUUAAGCCAGACCCCCCCAGCUCAGUAGUGGUGAGGGGUGUGGAGGGGCAGGAGAGGAGACUGAGGGUGGGCUGGGCUGUUCCUCACUCCUGGAAAGAGAGAGACCGCUACCACGAGCUGCUCUAUGAGCUCAGAUACCACACCAUGCCACACGGAACACAGAUAAAAGGGACCAGCACAGCCCGGUCCUACACUAUAACAGAUGCGUUGCCAGGAGUACAGUACCUGAUCCAACUCAGAGCUAAGGAAGAGUUUGAUGGCCACUGGAGUGAUUGGAGCACGGCUGUCUACGCCAACACCUGGACAGCCCCUGUGCCAACUGUGUUCAGCGAUCUUUCUACUGUUAUGGACUACACAGACUACAUAGAUUCUGGCUCUGGUAUGAUAGAAGAGACAUCAGUCUCUGAGUCUCAGGGUGAUGUAGAGGUGUGGCCUCAUGUCCUGUGGGUGGUUGCUUUCUGUGUGCUGCUGUCAAUCACUCUGUUGUCUGCCUACCUCUACAGACACAGGGAGAGGUUCAUGUCUAAACUGUGGAGGUUGAGUACCGUCUCCUCCUCUCCUGCUUGCCCCUCCCCCCAAGUCACAGCCCUGCCUACCCAGGAAGGACAUGCCCUCGUGAACUUUGAUCUCCCAGUCUACGGGGAACCUGUCCCACAGGAAGAAGAGAGGAAGGAGGAGGAUGAAGAGGAGGAAGAAGAGGAGAAGGGGGAAGUUAUUCGCUUUAACAACACAAGCUAUUUUCUGGUCCAGAGCAAAUGAUAUGCCUGCUCUUAAAACAAGCCCCUUACCCUCUAUCCCAGGCCCUUACUGCUAGCCCCCUGUUCUCCUAGUCCAGGCUGGAGAAGCCCUGUGAUUUUCCUGUUAUUUCACUGUUUGGAUGUGUGCAGUAUUUUGUUCUCAUUUGGGGAAAACGAGCCAGUAGAGUAAUGAUGUAAAUAUUAAUUUGUGUGUCUAUAAAGAAGUAUUGGGUUUUUGUAAAUAAUUUUGUCAGAAUGCAAUAAAUAGUUUUGAAUACAAA
This is a messenger RNA of Salmo salar (Atlantic salmon), 3417 nucleotides long. It is a transcript of the gene il6ra, whose product is annotated as Interleukin-6 receptor subunit alpha. NCBI's taxonomy places the organism in Eukaryota, Metazoa, Chordata, Actinopteri, Salmoniformes, Salmonidae. Gene Ontology annotation, molecular function: protein binding. The record is from RefSeq and is a predicted model, not a curated record.